UUCAGUGUUCCAUGUUUCUAAACAUGGCAGGUCGUAGCGGUUUUGACGAUAUUAAUUCCAGGGGCUUUGGCGGCGGCAGGCGAACUACUGGGGGCCGUCCUCUACCUUCAGAGCCUCCAUAUAAGGCGUACGUUGGAAAUUUGCCCUCCGGAAUUAUUCAAGGCGAUAUAAACAGAAUUUUUCCUGAUCUAUCUAUAAAAAAUGUCAGAUUGGUUAUGGAUAAAGAGACAGACAAAUUCAAAGGAUUUUGCUAUGUAGAAUUUGAAUAUCUCGAAGAUUUGAUGAAAGCAAUAGAUUUGAAUGGGAUUAUUAACGUAGAUGGUAAUAUAUUAAAAAUUGAUGUUGCUGAAGAAAAAAGAAACGACCGGGGAGGUGGUUUCGAUCGUGGUCGGAGAGACGGCGGUCGCGAUGGUGGACGAGGAGGUGGCGGUGGUAGUGGCGGCGGCGGGUUCAGGCGCGAGGGGCGUGGUACGUACGACCACUUCGAAGCAUCCGACCGCAGGCUGCCGCGCCAUCAGGGUGGAGGGUUCACACAUGAACGCGAAAGAGAGCGAGGUGGAGCUGGACCAGGAGCUGGGGCCGGCGGUAACGAGCGAUGGGGCGACCGCGAUCGUGACGGCGGGCGGAGCUCCCGCGGCGGGUCCGAGGAGCCCCGCGCCGGUGACUGGGGCCGCAUGGGACGCUCGGGCUCCAACGCACCCGCUAGAAACAGACGCGCAUUCGAAGAUAUGCCUCCCACCAGACCAGACACUUCUGGUAGACCGAAGCUGGUGCUGGAGAAGCGGACGGUAAAGGAGCCCGUCAACUCGCUGGCCUCGACUAGUCAGUCUUCGUCGAUAUUCGGCGGGGCUCGGCCGCGAGAAGAAAAGCUCAAAGAACUUAAGGGAAACGAAUGAGUCCCCCGAUGUACUACUACCAAAAAACUACAUACUUUUGUCUAACUUCUGUGUGAAUAUACCCGUGCUCUUCUCGCCCUCUCUGUGUGCCCCGUUCCCUAAGUGCGUACAAAAAAAAAAUUGUAAAUCGUAAUCGAACUAUGGUUUCGUUUAAGUCGUCAGGUUUUAAAUCAUUUUUAACGUGAACUCCGUUGGCUUUAUUAUGUGUAUGUAUGAGCUUAUUACGCGCGCUCACUCGUUUUUGAGCGCCACGAACAAUCUCGCUUAUUUUCUACACCGUAUGUAUUUAAAUUUCUAGUGAUAAUAACGUCGUACGGGCUUUUUGUGUAAGAUAUAUUCGCUCGCAUAAUGUUUUACAUGAAAGAAAACUUUUAGGUUCCUUUUAUACAUAAAUGUAUUUUGUGGACAUAAUGUUUAUUAUUUUUUUUCUCUAUAAAGCUUCGUAACUAAUACUAUGUUGUAUUUGUUCAUCAUUUAUUAAUUUGUUUAUUUUGUUAGGUCGUGAAAAUUAAUAAUUGAAGGAGUAAUUAUGAUGCAUAAUUUAAGAGUUGAUUAUAAAUGGUGAUGUAAUUACGGUUUUCAUUAAUUAAAUUAACUUCCACGUACUUGGAUUUCUACUUUAUUAGAUAUUAUGUAAUGUCACAAGUCACGUGGCAGAUAAAUGUAAAAAAAAUCGCAAAAUGUAACACAACAUAGAAAAACGAAUAAAAAGUGAAUCUUUGUAA
This is a messenger RNA of Bombyx mandarina (wild silkworm), 1621 nucleotides long. RefSeq names its product eukaryotic translation initiation factor 4H1 (gene eIF4H1). The record is from RefSeq and is a predicted model, not a curated record. NCBI's taxonomy places the organism in Eukaryota, Metazoa, Arthropoda, Insecta, Lepidoptera, Bombycidae. Gene Ontology annotation, molecular function: RNA binding.